AUGGGAGCCACAAAAUUGACCCAUGUGACCACCAUUAACCCUAAUAACACCAACAUUCAUGGACCGGUCGUAGACGAAGUAGAAGGCCUUAUUAGAGUUUACAAAGACGGCCACGUGGAACGAUCUCCAAUCGUGCCGUGUGUUGGUCCCUCACUACCCCCCGAGCUCGGUGUGGCUUGCUCCGAUGUUCACAUAGACAAGUUGAAGAACGUAUGGGCACGUCUCUAUCUCCCGAUGAUGACCAAAUCUUCGUCGGUCUCUAAGCUCCCUUUACUUAUCUACUUCCACGGUGGAGGUUUUUGCGUCGGCUCGGCUUCUUGGUCGUGUUACCACGACUUCUUAUCUAGAUUGUCCGCUCGCUCGCAGUGCUUGGUCAUGUCCGUAAAUUACCGUUUAGCCCCUGAAAACCCUCUUCCGGCAGCUUAUGAAGAUGGAUUCAAUGCAAUUCGUUGGCUCAACAAAUCAAGAAACGAUAACUUGUGGUCCAAGUUAUGUGACUUCGACAGAAUAUUCUUGGCCGGAGACAGCGCCGGAGGCAACAUCGCGCACCGUAUCGCUGCCGCAGACGAUUCGGAUGUCCAAAAGCCGAUGAAGAUUGAAGGAACGAUCCUGAUCCAGUCUUUCUUCGGCGGGGAGGCGCGUACGGAGAGUGAGAGGCGCGUGGAGAACAACAAGAGCUCGGUUUUGUCACUGGCUGCGUCCGACGCGUGGUGGAGGCUGGCUUUGCCACGUGGCGCAAACAGAGAGCAUCCGUAUUGUAAACCGGUGAAGAUCACGACGAGGACGCUGGUGUGUGUGGCGGAGAUGGAUUUGCUAAUGGACAGAGACAUGGAGAUGUGCGAUAAUAUUGGUAAUGAGAAGCUGAUCAAGCGCGUGGUGUACAGAGGCGUUGGUCACGCGUUUCAGAUUCUUGGCAAGUCUCAGCUUGCUCACACGACAACUCUAGAGAUGUUAUGCCACAUCGACGAUUUCAUCAACCACUAUGAUCACUUUAAUUAG
Arabis nemorensis is the source of this 999-nucleotide messenger RNA. The record is from the annotation of a GenBank genome assembly. NCBI's taxonomy places the organism in Eukaryota, Viridiplantae, Streptophyta, Magnoliopsida, Brassicales, Brassicaceae.